Messenger RNA from Aegilops tauschii subsp. strangulata, 1455 nucleotides. The record is from RefSeq and is a predicted model, not a curated record. NCBI's taxonomy places the organism in Eukaryota, Viridiplantae, Streptophyta, Magnoliopsida, Poales, Poaceae.
AUGUCCAAGACCUCCAUUGCACCAGGCCAAGAAGCUGAUCCCUCAAGCAUCAGAAGAAGUGAGGACUUUCCCAAGGAAUGGGCCAAGCGCAAAGCCAAGUUGGCUAAAAUGGCCAAGGAAGCUGGGAAGAAAUUUAACGAAGAUUCUGCUGCUGCUGCUACUGAGGCCUCUGCUAGCAAGCCAAAGAAGACUGAGAUCAAAGCUGUCAGUGAUGAAUUUAAUGCAUAUCGUGCAGAUUGGCUAGACACCAAAGCUGUUGAAGAAACUGAAAGUACCAGGGCGGCUGAAGAAAUUCCAGCUCCUAAAGAAAUUGCCAGGGCAACCUCCAUUGUUGCGCCUGAAGACCAAACCAGGCCAGAUGAAGCAUUUGCUACGCCUGAAGAUUCUAAACAUGCCAGGGCAACUGCGUCAGCUGUACCUAAAGAAACUAAACCAAUUUCAUCUGCUCCUCCUGCAAAGUCAUCACAGAUGAAAAAUAUCAACCUUCCUUCUGCAUCAAAAGCGCAGAAGACCAAAGCUACGGAGAAGGCAGCAGUGAAGAAAAGGAAAGCAUCUGCGACUACAAAGUCUUCAGCUCCUAAGAAUGUGAAGACUCUGACCAGCUCAUACACCAACCCCAUUGACGUUGUUCUUAUCUCAAGCAUGCCAUCAAAGGAGAUUGUUCCCUUUGGUGAGGAAUAUGUCAUUCGAGAUGACAUUGAUGAAGAACAUCCUCCUGCUGCUUCUUCAGAGCAGUUUGAUGAAGAUAUUGAAGUGGAUGAUAUCCCUUCAACUCCGCCGGUAUCAUCGACCGUGCCUCAGUUCAUAGCUGACGAGGCAGGCGUUGAAGAAAUUGAUGAAGAAGAUGAGGAUGUGGACAUUGGGUCUACAACACCAGUUCUGAAUGAUGAUUACUGGGAAAGGCUUCAUCCCAAUUCACCUUUGACCACUCCUCUACAUCAAAUUCCUCAAUCCCCUGUGCAGACUGAAGAAAUUCAUACGGGCUCUGAAGGACAUCAAGCUUCACUUCGUUCUAUUCCAGAAGAAGUUCCAGCUACUAAUGCUAAAGAAAUGGAGACCAAGACUGCUGAUGAUGAAACUGCCGCUGAAAUUCCUCAGUCUAUGGCUCCAGAGGUUGUGCGCCAAGAGGCUGUCAAGACUUCAACUGUUAAUCUUCAGCCCAAGCCACAAAAUCCUCAUACCAAGAAGCAGAAAUUCAAAGUUGAUGACUUCUUUGCUGAGCAUUAUUUCUUCACGGAUUACAAUCCCUAUGACUCUACUAGACUUCGAGGCAAGCGCUUCAGGACAGCCAGUCAGAUGAACUUUUACUCUUCGCUCCUAUUUGAUAAGGACAAGUUAUUUGAGCACCAGCAAAUUCUUCAUGUGAAUAUGGAAUCUCUUCCGUGCUUCACUCCUGUCCUGAGUGUUCUUCAUGACGCUGGGCUGCUAAACCUCUGCACUGACAUCUGCGACUGA